Messenger RNA from Neurospora crassa OR74A, 765 nucleotides. RefSeq lists its product as hypothetical. Bases 1 to 765 code for a protein of 254 amino acids. Lineage: Eukaryota; Fungi; Ascomycota; Sordariomycetes; Sordariales; Sordariaceae. The record is from RefSeq and is a predicted model, not a curated record. The transcript is spliced from 3 exons.
AUGGUCCCAAAUACACCGAGAAGCAUCAAGCAUCAUCAACAGCAAAUAUUGUGUAUAACGACUUCGGCUUCCUUCCUCGUCACGGUCCUCGCAGGGAUUUAUCCAUCAAAAACCCACAGUCCAGACCGCAGCAUCCAAGCCCAGCAAAGAAACACAAUGUGUGGAAACUAUUACCAACACCACGCCCCCUGCGGUCACGGCGGAAUCGUUAGUGUCAAUUCCUGCAGAGCGCUUGGAUCAACCUGCUUUGGGCCUGACCCCAGCAAAGGGAUGGAUAUCACGCUUCCGCCCAUCAAUUCACGUUGCAGCGACUGCCACGCCGCCGCCCAUCAACCGAAUCCCGACGCCCGAUUGGACGAGAACGAUCCGUACAGAAAGGAGGCGCGGGAGAGAGCUGCGGCGUUGGAGACGGAGGCGAGGAUAUUCAGGGCGGAACAAGAGGAGAAGUUGAAGAGAGAGAAGGCAAAGCAGGAAGAGGAGAAAAGGCUUGCUGCUGAAGUGAAGAAACUAGAAAAAGAAAAAAGGGAAAAGAAGAAGAUAAUGAAGAGAAAGAUCGCGGAUGAUGCUGAAAGUACAGAGUUACCCGCAAAGAAGGUUCGAGAGGAUAAGAAGGGGAGGAAGGGGAAGAAGGGGAAUACGAAAGAAAUGAAGGGUACGAAUAAGGCGGAGGCGGAGGAGGAUAAUGCAAAUCGGAAUGAUAAUAAGAAUGACGACGGAAACGAUAACGGGGAUGACGGUUACACUAGCGACAUUUAUAACGCUUGA